UACUUUUGGAAAAAAAAUUGUCUGCUGCGAUUUCCGAUUAAUUUUUACUAAUAUCUCUAGUUUGCACCAAACUAUUGCCUAAAUAUUAGCAUAUAUAUCUGUAUAUACAGUUCUGAAGAUAUACGUUUCAAGAUAUUUUAAAGUCUUAAAAAGUGCCAAACUCAAUCUGUAAAUGAUCAACAGUGAUGUCUGACUAAAUAACUGCCUAUUUCACAUACUCAAUUUUGCAUCAUGACAAACACUAUAAAAAGAACUUUAUUUGAUAUUAUAUCUGGUAUGCGAGAUGCCAUAUUAGGAACAUUGAAAAUUCACAAAUUGGAUGAAGAAGUAUCUAAAAGGAGCGCUGGAUCAGUAAAGGCCCAGGAGCAACUGAGUGUUUUGGCGCAGAGAAGAGCAGAGAGAGAUCAGCAUAAAACUAGAGAAAAGAAAGUAGAGAGUGAGCCUAAAGUCCUACAUAGAAUCUUCUUAUGCUGUGCAUGGAAUGGAGGAAUAUUCUGGCUUUCCAUAAUCGCCUUCAAUGGAUUGUUACUACCCUGUAUUAGAUUCCUUCUUUACUUUGUAUACAGUGGAUCCUCAAAGCAGAAUUUUGUCUGGAGCUGGAUGGGCCCCCUACUGUCCUGGAUAUUUAGUGCUCUCUGGAUUCUACCUUUAUUUGUAAUCAGUAAAAUAGUCAACAGUCUCUGGUUCCAGGACAUUGCUGAUGCAGCCUAUAAAAAGGCACGUGGAAGACCACAGAUGCUGCCAAGUUUUAGCAAGGUUAUAGCAGACAUCCUGUUCAGUCUCCUGCUUCAGAGUUUGUUUCUUAUACAGGGUAUGCUAGCUAGUUUACUGCCAAUUCCUGCCAUAGGGUAUAUAGUAGCUCUCCUGCACAUGUGUCUUCUCUAUUCACUCUAUGCCUUUGAGUACAAGUGGUUUAACAUGGGCUGGCCAGUGCAACAGAGACUUUCCUACAUAGAGAGCAACUGGCCAUAUUUCUUUGGCUUUGGUCUACCACUAGCCCUCCUGACAUCUUGGCCUUCAUCAUACAUAGUUAGUGGCUGUGUGUUCUCUAUCUUAUUCCCACUAUUCAUCAUUAGUGCUAACGAAGCUGAGCCAAUCAGGGAAACAUUUGAGUUCCCGUUGCAGUUAUUCUCGCCAGUCAUCUCAUUAACAAACUCUAUAUUCCGUCACUCUGUAACCAAAACAAGACAAAGACAUACAAGUGGUCAUAAACAUCAAAAACGAUCUUCCAGUAAAUCUUGAUGAAAACAGACCAAAUAGCUAAUUGAAUGGAGCAGUUGUCUGCUUUCCUCUGAGCAUUAUUUGGCUGUUAUCUGCCUCAUCAUUUUUGGCUAUUUCAUGCAUGGCUGCCUCAUGUCUGGCUAUAUCUGGUGAUUCAUCAAACUGAACAUAUGAUGUUUACAAAGUACUGUCCAGCUGUAGUCACCAAGGAACUCAACAUUGGAAACAUGAGAUAGCCUUCCUGUUCCUAGUAUGUCCAUGGACUGACAGUGGUUCUGACUGUAACAUUGCUUAUAAUAUACAUUACACAUUUAUAGUAUACCAAAUGUACAGGGUGUCCAUAAUUUCCCUACUCUUUACACAGACUUU
Owenia fusiformis is the source of this 1590-nucleotide messenger RNA. The record is from the annotation of a GenBank genome assembly. Lineage: Eukaryota; Metazoa; Annelida; Polychaeta; Sabellida; Oweniidae.